AUGGCAGCGGAGGGCGGCGGCGGUGGAGGAGGGAAGGUGUCCUUCAAUGUGAUCCUCACCUCCGACCCCAAGCUGCCCUUCAAAGUAACCAGUAUACAAGAGGCGAAGCCAUUUUCCUCCUUGGUGAAGUGUGUGUCUGAGGAAUCGAGAAUUCCUCCACAGACAAGCGCCAUCAUCACCAACGAUGGAGUAGGCAUCAACCCACAGCAAAGUGCAGGCAACGUGUUCUUGAAGCAUGGCUCUGAGCUGCGCCUCAUUCCCCGUGACAGGGUUGGAGCGUCGUCGGCCGCAUCUUUCUAG
Molecule: messenger RNA, 300 nt
Organism: Triticum aestivum (bread wheat)
Lineage: Eukaryota; Viridiplantae; Streptophyta; Magnoliopsida; Poales; Poaceae
Product: ubiquitin-fold modifier 1-like
Exons: 7
Coding region: 1-300 (99 amino acids)
Biological process (GO): protein K69-linked ufmylation
Cellular component (GO): cytoplasm; nucleus
Source: RefSeq, a predicted model, not a curated record